Messenger RNA from Darwinula stevensoni, 6429 nucleotides. Lineage: Eukaryota; Metazoa; Arthropoda; Ostracoda; Podocopida; Darwinulidae. The record is from the annotation of a GenBank genome assembly.
AUGGCAAUAGCGGGAAAGGACAAAAGGAACGCAGGAAAGCAAACAGGGAUGGAUUAUUCAGUCAGCAGAGGUAACGUCGAAAGAAUUCCGGCUACGCAGUGGGCAGGGAAAGGCGAUAUGGUGAGGGCAUACCUCCAAGGCCUUUCCCCGUGCCACGGAUCUGUCAGCACGUCGAAGGGGAAGACUGCCGAUCGCUCGGAAGUACUCCGACCUCCUCGACCUCCUUUCGGAACCGGGGACAAGGAGGAGGCCUUGGCCUUGUACCGGGAGGGGGUGAAGGAGCUGGAGAAGGGGAUCGACAUCGUGAUCCUUGGGAAGGGACCCGAGUACGAUCGAGCCGAGAGGUUUCGGGAGAAGAUGAUGAACAAUCUACGCUUGGCGCAGGACAGGAUGAAGUUUCUCGAAAACAUGCUGCAUCUGCACAACCUGGAGUUAGAGACACCACAGAGUGCCAAAGGUGCAGAGGCAGAGAACAACGAAGGAGCAUCCAGACGGAGGUUCUGGCAGAAACGAUCCACAUCCUUGGAUUCCUCAUCUGCCAAAGUCAAGGUUGGGCCAUCCAGAGGUGCACUCACGCCCAGCCCGAUACCCAUUGAAGAGGGCUCUGAGCUGCUUGUUAGCAUAUCUGUCUAUGAUAAUCAUCGGAGGAUUCAAUCGUUUCUCACCGCGAUCGGACGGAGGUUUGUCUUGCAUCGUGUCUUGCCUCGAUCGGAACGCGGACCUCCAUCCGUCUUCCAUAAUCUCACGCUCGUGAUCGGGGCAGCCCCACCAUCCAGAAAAGGCAAGACGGCAGCAGAUGCCAGGGCGAAACCUGCAUCACGAGGAGGGACUGCAGGGUCGGGAGGUGUAACUUCACGACGGCCCCUCUCAAAUGGUGCCCUUGGUCCUCCAGGGAACCGGUUGGCUACAAGAAAGCCAAGCAUUGAGAAUCUGCCAGGAGCAAAAGGGAUUCCAUCUGCCCGGGGCAAUCGUGGGAUAUCCGCUGCAUCAAAUACUCAGAGGAAGGAUGCGGGGCUUCAAACCAGGGUUCAAGGAUUGCCAGGAGUGGAUUCUCACUGUGCCAAACUCAUCUGUGAUGAAAUAGUCACCACAUGCUCAAGUGUGGCUUGGGAUGACAUUGUGGGACAAGAUACUGCAAAGCAAGCUCUCCAUGAGAUGGUGAUCCUUCCUGGACUCAGGCCAGAAUUGUUCACUGGCUUGAGAACUCCAGCUAGAGGCCUUCUUCUGUUUGGACCACCAGGAAAUGGGAAAACAUUGUUAGCAAAGGCAGUAGCAAGUGAAGCUCAAGCCAAAUUUUUUAGCAUUUCUGCUUCAAGCCUCACAUCAAAGUGGUUUGGUGAGGGGGAGAAGUUGGUGAAAGCUCUUUUUGCUGUUGCACAGUAUAUACAGCCCUCUGUGAUAUUUAUGGACGAAGUAGAUUCCCUUUUGGGGAAGAGGAAGGAAAACGAGAAUGAUGCCCUACGCAGGCUCAAGACAGAAUUUUUAGUUCAGCGAUUUGCCAAACGGAUAUAUGUCUCCCUGCCUGACAAAGAAACUCGUCAGAAACUCCUGGAGGCUCUCCUAUCCAGAGAGAGUGGACAAGGGAAGCCAUUGAGUGGAAAGGAGCUCAAGCGAUUGGCCGAGCUGACCGAAGGUUAUUCUGCAUCUGAUAUCACAGAGCUAGCCAAGGAUGCUGCCCUUGGUCCUAUUCGAGAAUGGGAUCCACAGGUCCUGAAGACAUUGGAUGCUCAGAGUCUCAGGGGUAUUACAUUCCAGGAUUUUGUGGAAUCUUUGAAACGAGUAUCUGCCCCUUCCGUGGGAGGUGGGAUUCGUGAGCGUUCACUAGGGAAUAUGGCGCCUGUCAGAGAGAAUGAAGAGUUGCCCGACGGCAAGAAUGUGUGGGCAUCUAUCCUCGAAGAAGUUCAGUCACAGGAAAGAGUGCGAUUGCCAUCCUGCAAAAGGAUCCUGCUCUUGGGUGAAAAUGAGUCUGGGAAGACUACCUUGAUCGCCAAGUUGCAAGCAAAUGAAGACCCUAAGAAGGGAUGUGGAUUAGAAUAUGCAUACCUUGAUGUACGAGAUGAGUAUAGGGAUGACCAUACUCGCUUAGGAGUCUGGAUUCUUGAUGGAGAGCCUUCCCACAACCAUCUUCUGAAAUUUUCAAUAUCUGAGGAGAAUUUCAAGCAUACAACUGUUGUCUUGGUUGUAUCAAUGAUGACACCCUGGUCCCUAAUGGAUUCUCUUCACACCUGGGCAUCUUUACUUCAGGAUCACAUAGAUGCCUUGAAGCUAGAGCCUGAUGUCAUCAGGGAGCAUCAACGAGAAAAUUCCCGCAGAUGGCGCAACUACAUCGAACCUGGAGAUGAACUUGAACGUGCUGCUAACCUUCAAGUGUCAUCUUCAACAGCUGUAAAUGGAAUUGAUAGUGAAGAUGAUGUCAAGGUGAAUGAAGAGCCUCUGCCUGAGAAUGUUUUAACACGUAAUCUUGGUUUAGACUUGAUGGUGGUGGUCACUAAAACAGAUUACAUGUCUUCUUUGGAAAAGGACUAUGAUUAUAAAGAUGAACAUUUUGACUUCAUUCAGAAGCAUGUGAGAGAAUUUUGCCUUCAGUAUGGUGCAAGCUUGUGCUACUGCUCAGUGAAAGAGGACAAGAACUGUGACCUUCUGUAUAAAUAUCUAGUCCAUAGGAUAUAUGGCUUCCCCUUCCGAACCCCUGCAUUGGUUGUAGAGAAAGAUGCAGUCUUCAUUCCUUCUGGUUGGGACAGCCACAGUAAAAUUAGUAUCCUGCAUGAAAACAUGCAGAGUAUAUCUCCAGACGACGACUACACCGAUGUCAUUGCUCGACCCAUUCCACGCAAAGUUGCAUCGAAGGAAGCCGAAGUUCAUGCGGAAGAAGAACAGGUCUUUUUGGGCAGACAUCUCCAGCUCCUUCAAUCAAGUGGUUCCCCAGCAGCAAAACCAGCAAGAGAGCCUGGUCAAUCACCAGCAGGAGUCCACAAAACCAGGCCACAGAGUUCUUCAAGUCCUGGUCAGGCUGGGCCUCCCAAAAAGCCAGGGACACCUGCAGCCACCACGAGUUCUGAAGGUGUCCUUGCAAAUUUCUUCAACUCACUCCUCAGCAAGAAGACAGGUACAAGUAAUUCAAGUUCGCCUAAAAUGGCUGAGAAAGCUAUCAGCCGGACUGAUGCAGCUGUUGAGUUGGACAGACUCACAGAGAAUUCUAUAAGGAAAGCUCACCCUGGCUCUGAAGCGAUAAGAGGUGGUGGAUGCGACAUUUUCACGUCUUUCGCUUCUAACGACUUCACCCGAGAGCCACAACUACCUGAUCAGACUCUCCUGCAAGAGAAGAGGAUUCUGAACGCACUCUCGAUAUCCGAUCGGGAGGGGCCCUCGUGUUGGCUAUGCGAGGCGCCAUCGCGGCAGGCAUGGCAUCCCCCGUCCGGGCACGAGGGUUCGCUGGGGACACGUGAAACUUGGAAGAUGUCGUCUGAUGUCGCCGUAGCGCCGAGGAUAUCCUCGGUGCAGAAGAUGGCUCUGUAUGAGACCAAAGCGAGAUUCUACUUGGUGGGAUCAAAUCAAGGCCAAGACAAGUUCAGGGUCCUGAAGAUCGACCGGACUGAGCCCCACGAGCUGGUCCUCAUCGACGACAAGGGUCUUUACACCCAGCAAGAAAUCCGGAACCUGUUGUCCAUGAUCGACGUUGGGAAUCGGCCACGCCUGCCCACGAAAGGGGCUGGAGCAGGCCUUUGCAGAACUGUCUCAUCUUUUGGAAUUGUUGGUUUCAUAAGAUUCAUGGAAGGCUAUUACAUCAUUCUGGUGACCAAGAGGCGCAAAGUGGCUCUCAUUGGGUACCACACCAUCUACAAGGUGGAAGACACGACCAUGAUCUACAUCCCUCACGAAUCUAUCAAAAUCCCUCACCCUGAUGAACAGAAAUAUGUCAGACUCUUCCAAAGCAUUGAUCUCUCAUCAAAUUUCUACUUCAGCUAUAGCUAUGAUGUCACACAUUCCCUGCCAUAUAAUUUCAUCGAUGCUUCACGCCUGACUGUCUCUACUCACUUGACACAUUCGAUCAAAGAUGAAACUUUGAAGGCUUGGUGCCAAAAUGUAGCUGUACUAAGGCAGAAUAGCCUUUUCCACAGUGCCAAUUGCAAACAGCCUCAGUAUCCAGCUUUUGCUGUGAAGGCCCGGCCAAACUGGGUGUACCUGUGGAAUUUCCAUCUCAUCAAGCCCAUGGAAGGCCAAGUCCACCCCGACUGGGUGAUGUAUCUCACUCAUGGAUUUGUUGGACAGUCGAACGUCUGUGUUUUUGGCCGACCAUAUUACAUUACGCUGAUUGCUAGAAGGUCCAAUCGCUAUGCAGGGACCAGAUUUCUCAAACGAGGCUCCACACAGCAGGGACAUGUGGCAAAUGAAGUGGAGACUGAACAAAUUGUGCAUGAUUCUCAUCAGAGUGGAUCAAAAACAGGUCUAUUCACAUCCUUUGUUCAGCUGAGAGGCUCCAUUCCUGGUCACUGGAGUCAAGAUAUAUCUAAAAUGGUGCCGAAGCCACCAAUCUUGUUUGAGCGAGCAGAUCCAUUUUCUGAAACUGCUGGGGCUCACUUCAAUCAAUUGCUUUGGAGAUAUGGAACUCCUGUGAUGAUUGUGAAUCUUGUGAAGAAGCGAGAGAAGAAACGCCAAGAGUCCCAGCUCAGUGAAGAGUAUAGUGUAGCUGUGGAUACACUGAACUUAUUUCUCCCACCCAAACAUCGUAUCCAAUAUAUCAGUUUUGACAUGGCUCGAGGGAACAAACUGAAAGAUUCAAAUGUGAUGUCCCGGCUGGCAGUUAUAGCCCAUCACUGUGUGAAACGAACAGGCAUCUUCAUGUCUCAUUCACCAUAUUUCUCCUUGGAAUUACGUCCAGAUCCCCGCUUUCGUGAUCUUGUGGCACAACGGGCAAGGACUCUAGACAUAUCCAAGAUUAAAAUGGGGAAGCAUGGUUCUGUGGGAAUGGUACAGACCGGAGUGAUCCGUACAAAUUGUGUCGACUGCCUGGAUCGCACCAAUACGGCUCAGUUUGUGAUAGGAAAAUGUGCCCUUGCAUUUCAGUUGUAUGCAUUGGGUGCCAUCGAGAAGCCAGAGUUAGAGUUUGAUUCUGAUUGUGUGAGAAUGCUUGAGAUGCUCUACGAGGACCAUGGCGAUGUCUUGGCCCUUCAGUAUGGAGGCUCUCAACUUGUUCAUCGCAUCCACACGUACAGGAGAACGGCUCACUGGACCGCACAAGGCUCAGACAUCAUGCAGACCCUCUCAAGAUACUAUUCCAAUGCAUUCUCAGAUGCUGAUAAACAGAAUGCCAUAAAUUUAUUUUUGGGUGUCUUUAUCCCAAAGGAGAGCAAAGUUCCAAUUUGGGAGCUCCUUUCUGAUUCUUAUCUCCAUAAUGAUGCUGCCUUAGGGAAGCCUCUUCCAAAAAGAAGCUGCACCCAGUGGUGGGACUCAGAGGUAAUGGAACAUCUCCCAUUGGCAGCAUCAGAAUGCAGAAAGACCUGUGAAAUAGUGUCAAUUGAAGGGGAUCCACAUGAAGAGACUAUUGAUGGUUUUGCUGAGCUCUACAGACCCAAGCAUCUCAGCAACAUUGCACAAUUGUUUGCAUACACCAUGAGCCACUCUGUUAGGGAUUUCAUGCCAACCUUCACAACUGAUACAAGCCCCUUUGUGGCCAGGGUUAGACCUGGGCGAAGAGCAGAGGGAGCAAAGAUGGAAAAAAACCCCUCACUCACCGGACAAAGUUCAUCUACUUCUACAAACUCCAGUUCUGACUCAGAAGCAGAUAACUCAGACGGCUUGGAGUCCCUGGACAAGAAUCCCUCUACCUACGAAGAAGAAAAGGCAGGAGACUUGAGCACUUCGUCUCUGGCCGAUCUCUGUCCGUCCAUGAAGCAGGUCUAUGGAUUGGAGAUCAAGGAACCUAAAGAAAAAGAUAUGGAGAUUUACCGAAGGUACACGACGGUCGCUAGAGCGACCUUCCAACCGCGAUGCAAGGAGACGGAGUCCUUCCAAUUUAAGUUCGUCGAGCCGAUCUUCCCCAAGAAGUGGAGUUCGUACGAAGUGGAGAUCCCGACCGUGAGCAAGGAGUCCCGCAAGAUCUACGAGGAGUACGUCCUGCGCGGAGUCCACGGCGCCACGCUCCCCGCCGAUGAGGACGUCAUGGCCUACAUCCACUAUGUGUCCGAUUCGCCCGAUGGCGCUCUCAAGUCGGUCGCAUGAUCGUUCCUUGCGCUCGUAAGCGAAGUGGCGGGUUGAGGUCUUUUACAUUUCGUCAUUGGCAUAUCACAUUUAUUCAAUGUAUUCCAGUCAUCUGGCUUGAGGGUAUUUCCAUUUGGCGGUGUUUUAUCGGAUUAGCUCAAGCUCGUGGGCCUCAUUUCUGCUUCGUGUGAUUGUGGCUGUGAUAGUAAUGUUAAUAAAAUGGAAUUAUCA